CUUUCGCACAAGGUUCCAGGUCCGCUCACCGUCUCUUUCAACCACCACCAAGCAAGGAAGAAACGUCGCCCGCUCGCUCACCGUCAGCCGCGCGCUUCUUUCCUCCUUUACUUAAUCCUCGCUUCUGCGCCCCUCUCCGGCUUCCUCCACACUCUUUCGACUCUCUUGGAUACCAUCCCCACCAUCAUGGCUAGGGCAGCAACGACCAGCUCGCGCGCCGCCGCGAGCUGUCUCCUCCUCGCCGCCCUCGCGCGCGCCAUCGACCCCAUGUGGCUCCAGUCGAGCUACCAGGGCGGCGAGAACGCACCGGGCUGGCAGGACGGCGACGCGCCCGGGCAGACCAUUUUCAAGACGGACGGCGGCGAGGAUGCCUCGGGCAACUACCAGCUCCCAACCUGCCCGACGAUCCUGAUCGGCAGCGCGCAGGUGAACGGGAGCCCGGACGACGGGUGGCAGCAGAUGCCGAACGUGACAGGCAUGAGCUUCGACCGCUUCCCGCUGGACGGCUACGGGGACGCCGUCCUCCCGUACUACAUCGAGCGCGGGAAGAACACGACGAGCAUCAAGCGCGCGAUCGUCGUGCAGCCGGGCAAGUCCCGGGACGCCUGGAAGUACGGGAACCUGGCGCGCAACUCGCUCAUCUGCGCGGCCGCGAACGACUCGGCGCCGGUGAACAUGGACGAGGUGCUCAUUACCGCGCCGAUGUGGUUCAGCCGGAAGGACAAGAGCGCGGGCGCCGUGGGCGACAACGACAUCUACUUCAAGGGGAACCGCUGGUAUGAGGGCGCGCUCUCCGUCGGGCCCGGGGACACCAACAUCUCCAGCGUCACUGCCAUGGACCAGUUCAUCAACAGCUUCUUCAACACCGACGUCUACCCCAACAUGGAGCACGUCGUCAUCAUCGGCCACAGUCUCGGCGCGCAGUUCGCGCAGCGCUACGCCAUCAUGCGCCCCCAGCAGGACAACGACGACCGCGUGCGGUACUGGGUUGGCAACCCCGGCUCCUUCGCCUGGCUCACCUCCGACCGCCCGGCCACGAUCGAGGACUCGUGCAAGAACUCGUACAACGCCUGGCCGUACGGUGGCGAGAAGCCCGACGGGUCCGGCAUCCUCCCGAGCGCCUUUCGGAAGGAGUUCGAGAGCGACUGGAAUAGUGUGGUUAGCAAGUAUCGCUCCCGCACUAUCCGCCACGCGCAGGGCCUCGCCGACGACGGCGCCGGCGACACGCACUGCGAGGCGCAGGCGCAGGGCUCGAGCCACCUCCAGCGCGGGCAGAACUUCGAGGCGAUGCUCAAGUGCAUGGACGGCGGGAACCCGGGGAAUAUCGUGUUUGACUACAUCCCCGACACGUCCCACCAGGACUACCCGAUGAUGGCCAACUGGCAAUCCCAGUACCGCAUCUUCAUUGAGACCGACACCUCGGUGGGCGACGCCACCGUCGGCGAUGACGCGACGUGCAGCACGGCCACUGCGGCGACCGCGCCGGAAAACAACAACGGUGCCUCUGGUCUCCGUUUGCCGGGUGGCAUCGUCGCUGCAUUGGGUAGCGCACUCUUGGGCGCGAUCGUCACGACCGUGCUUGAAGCAUGA
Schizophyllum commune H4-8 is the source of this 1590-nucleotide messenger RNA. RefSeq lists its product as uncharacterized. NCBI's taxonomy places the organism in Eukaryota, Fungi, Basidiomycota, Agaricomycetes, Agaricales, Schizophyllaceae. The record is from RefSeq and is a predicted model, not a curated record. The transcript is spliced from 8 exons. The coding region runs from base 187 to 1590 and encodes 467 amino acids.